Molecule: messenger RNA, 5547 nt
Organism: Penicillium verhagenii
Lineage: Eukaryota; Fungi; Ascomycota; Eurotiomycetes; Eurotiales; Aspergillaceae
Gene: pkhB
Product: putative sensor histidine kinase/response regulator
Exons: 4
Coding region: 1-5547 (1848 amino acids)
Biological process (GO): phosphorelay signal transduction system; protein autophosphorylation
Molecular function (GO): phosphorelay sensor kinase activity; histidine phosphotransfer kinase activity
Source: RefSeq, a predicted model, not a curated record
AUGGGGGACGUGCAUAACAGGAGGAGCUCUCCCUUCCCAUCGCCAUCGGAAACAGUAUCGUCCCAAACCGUGCCACGACCUCCCCUCACACAGCCCCCGCGGUCACCGAAUUAUUCGCCCCUGGAUCAUGAUUCUUCAGGUGGAUCGAAGGAUGGACCGUCUCUCGGAGCAGAUGGGUUAGCGAAACAGACGGCCCGCCAACCUCGUUUUUCGCGAGGCGAUUCUGCGGACCAGGUUGCCGGCCUAACACCAAUUACAGAGGACACUCGAUCUGUCGGCGAGCAGCAGGAGGACCAGGGCCGGAGUUCACAGACUCUGAAGGACAACAACAGGCACCAGCUCAAAUCUCACCCGGACAGUCAAACGAGCCUCCUAAAGAAACGACGCUUGUCCACAUCAUCCGCGACCGACCUUCCUGAUACGAUCGCCUGCCCUUCAUCCAGCUCACUGGGCUCUGGGGGGACAAUCAAAGCCCCCUCCCCGAACCAGAACAUCGUCCAAACGCCUUGUUACCCCUUCCCCAGAGUACAAGAUUCUAUGAAACCCAGCUCGGAGCAAGCGGCGCGCGAGGCCCAAUUUCGAUUGAAACUUCCAUCCGAGAAGCUAAAUUCCCUAGGACCUCAAUCGUCGGAGGAAAAACCCACCCCUUCACAAGACCCGUUUAAAGCACCAAACUUUUUGCCAGACCUAAAUAACCCCAUCCCUGAGGAUCCUGACUUUGCGACCCCCAAUCUGUACGAUCUGACAUUGCAGUUAAAUGCGGACGCGGGACUGGAUGGAUGGUGGUCGAACCUCAUUGAUAUCCUGCAAACAAAUUACGGGGCCGAGCGGAUAUCACUUGCUGUCCCUGGUGAUGCGACAGAUCUAGAGAACGUGCCAUGGGGCCAAAAAGCGAUUUUCAACCAAUAUGGAAGUUCAUCAGAUGACGGCCUUACGACAUUCAUUCAUGACGAUGGACCACCGGACACCCCUAUUGUAAGGACUUUGAGCAAUGGGGCAAAAUCGGUACCGGGAGAAGUGUCGACCACCCUCUCCAACCCGUCUGGAAAGACUCCAACUCGCCCACCAUUGACUUCCCGCCACUCUUUUGCUGGGUUUGGUCAUGCUAAAAAGCAGCCUUUGAACUCAGAGCCAUCCCCGCAAUUAGCGAAGUCCAACAGCAUCAAAUCGGUCAAAAAACAAGCCCGUAUUGAGGAGGAGCUAUCUACUGAGACUAGGCCACCUUCAGGUACUCGAGAGAUCUCUCAAACCCAGGAUGCUGCGAGUAACUUGAUUCCCAUGCGACAUGCGGUUUUUCCUGUGGCAAGGCCAUUGGAAGUGGAGUCAGAUCCUCUCAUCAAACGUACUGGUGUAGUGAAGCUUUUUGGCCGAAUAGGCCCUGUCAUUCUCACACGGGAAUAUUCAGAUACCUCCUCGGUUCCUGCAUACAAGAAUAUAGCUCGCAGCCCACUAGAGACAGUUCAAGUCACGCCAGAUAAUGAAGCACCUAAAGCGCACGCAACUGCUCCGCAACCAGCCCCCACCGCUUGUCUUCCAACCUUUGGGCUACGGCAGUAUGAUGAAUAUGAGCAAAACCCGCAGUCACCAUGGUCUCAAUCUCCUGCGCCUUCGCCAGCCCCUCGCACACAUGCCGACCAAAAUCCAUUUUUCACCUGUCAUACGGUUGAUGAGGGUGCAUUUGAGAAGGAUCCACCUGCUCACGAUUACUCCAACACACGACCAUUGGAGGCUAUUGGAGUGGAUCACUCCAAAACUGUGAUUCACAUUCCCCUAUUACACCGAGGUCGCUACCAUCAACCUUCCUCAUCAACAUUAAGGUUUCCGGUCGCCGUUAUCUCACUGCUAUCCACAAUUGUCCCUUAUCCCGCCAACCUUCGUAGGUCCCUUCUGGAAUUGAUGCCUCAUUUGACCACCUCAUUCUGCUUGGCUCAACAGUAUAGUCAGCUUGAGCGUCAAUCGAUGACCAAGGUGGAAACACCGCGUUAUGGCCAUAUUCUAGGACUUGGUGGCACCUUCUCCGAUGCGAGCAGCGAGCUGGAACUUGUUGCAGGAUUAAGCGGUCAUGUUAGCUAUUCUGUUGGAGACGAAGGUUCUGUAUCGACCAGAGCUAGUGUUGCAAGCCCCAGUGACCGCUCAUCUACGAAGUUUAGCCCUGCAAUCUCAAGCUUUGGGACACCUGGAUUUGAAUUUGGUCAUCCAGGAAUGGGAUCAGCGGGCCUCUCCCCGGCAAUCACAGGGCGCGACCUGAUCGGAGACAGCUAUUUCACCGCUCAGCACCCGAGGCAUCCACGCGAAAAUGGUACUCAACUUCGACAACGGCCGCCAAAGACGAAGAUGAAACUCGCCGACUCCCCGCCUAGUUCCCCUGGAAAAGUGACUGCCAACGUUUACAGAAUCGAAGAGGGCAAUUUCCAAGAUCCAAGCCCGGCCACCGCAUCCCAAUCGCAAGAUAUGAGGCCACCGUCACUUGUGUCCCCAACGCAAACAUCGUCACGUCAGGCAUCAACCCAUUCGUUUUACGCUCAACUUCAACGCGAAAUACCCCGUCCGUUCUCCGACACCAUUGCACGAUUAAUGCUCGAUUCGAUUCCUCUUCACCUUUUCCUCGCUAGACCCCAGAGCGGUGAAAUGAUAUGGACGAACACCAAGUUUGAUGCUUAUCGGAGGAGCAAACCCCAGGAACAAAGGUUGCGAGACCCUUGGCAGAAUAUCCACAGCAGUGAACGAGAUCAUGUUUCCAGUGAGUGGGAAAACGCCUUGCGAACAGGCUCUCAGUUCACGGAAAGAGUACGUGUGAGGCGAUACAAUGACGAGAGUGCUUAUCGCUGGUUCAUUUUCCGAGCAAAUCCGUUGUUGUCAGGAACUGGAGAGGUCCUUUACUGGAUUGGAUCUUUUCUCGACAUCCACGAACAGCAUAUUGCUGAGCUUAAAGCUACCCAGGAGAGGGAGAAGUUUGCGACCGAUGCCAAAUACCGGGCAUUUUCGAACUCAAUCCCCCAGGUCGUGUUUGAGGCAACUGAGAACAGGGGCCUGAUAUUUGUCAAUGAGCAAUGGAAUUUGUACACCGGACAAGAGCUCAAGGAGGCCCUCGACCUCGGAUUUGCCAAACAUGUUCAUCCAGAUGAUCUAGAGAAAUGUGGCGGACUGCACUCUACCACGAAACUCGAAACAAAGAAAUUCACGGAGGAAGCAAGCGGCGGAGAAUCUUCGGAAAUACACGGUGUUUCAUCUGCAUUAGACGAACUUGUGAGGCGUGGCGUUGCAUCUUUGCAGAAAGAUGAAAAUGGACGUGUCUUUUACUCCACAGAAAUUCGCCUUCGCUCCCGAGGAGGAGAUUUCCGUUGGCAUUUGGUACGCUUGGUUCUUGUCGAGACGAGCAGCUUUGGCAGCGAAGAAGCUUCGUGGUACGGAACUUGUACCGACAUCAAUGACCGCAAAAACCUGGAGCGUCAACUGAAUAAGACAAUGGAAUCAAAAACAAAGUUCUUCAGCAACAUGUCGCAUGAGAUCAGAACUCCACUGAACGGAAUACUUGGCACCAUCCCAUUUAUCCUUGACACACAGUUAGACAGUGAUCAGAGGAGAAUGCUGGAUACCAUUCAGAACAGCUCUACCAAUCUCCGCGAACUGGUGGACAAUAUUUUGGAUGUCUCUCGUGUCGAGGCUGGCAAAAUGACGUUGGUCAGCGAUUGGUUCCAUGUCCGAUCCAUGAUCGAGGACGUGAUUGACACUAUUGCUUCCCGAGCCAUCGAUAAAGGCCUCGAGAUCAACUAUCUAAUUGCUCAAGAUGUGCCCUCAAUGGUUAUAGGUGAUCGAUUCCGGAUUCGUCAGAUCCUCAUCAACCUUGUUGGUAAUGCUGUCAAAUUCACUGCUCAGGGUGAAAUCUACAUAUCCUGUAAUCUCAGCCUCGACAAGUCUUCCGGCCUCAAGAAUACGGAGACUUUCUUGAAAUUUGAUGUUGUUGAUACUGGCAAAGGCUUCAGCAGAACCGAUGCGGACCGUCUCAUGCAACGAUUUAGUCAAUUGGGAGAAAAUGGGUCGCAGCAAAAUGCAGGAAGUGGACUCGGAUUGUUUCUCUCCAAGCAACUCGUUGAAAUGCAUGGUGGCAGCCUAACUCCCAGCAGCUUGGAGGGCAAAGGAGCCAAGUUCUCCUUCAACGUCAAGGUCGAUGCUCCUGCGCCUCCAUCUCCAUCUGAGAGACCCAACUUACUUCGCCAAGCCUCAACUGCCUCUAGAAGGCCAAUCAAAUCUAGGACAACCUCUUACGAUCAAUAUUCACUGUCCCGACUCUCACAAUCGGAUCUCAAAUUACCAGAUCUUUCCCCCAUUUCACCUGGGAUCGAAUCUCCCGCCUCACAGACUCAUUCGCCUACUUUGAGCAACGCCGGAACGGCUUCGGACACGAAGGGCCUGAACUUGUCAUCGUCAACAUAUACUGGUCCUCCAACUCCUGAUUUUUCUACUGCACAUUCGCCACCGUUAGGCAUUGCCAAAACCGACGGACCUUCAAGUGCAAUUCUGCCGAAAUCUGGAAAUUCCGUUCCUAGUCCUCCAAUUCAGUUGACUCCACCACCGACUGAGGCUACAGUGUCUCUGAAUGGUCCCCUCUCGAUUUUCAUCCUGUGCCCCCUUGACAAUACGCGGCAAUCUACAAAGCAACACAUCCAACAGGUCGUUCCCCAUGAGAUCCCUUUCAAUAUCACUACUCUGCCUGAUGUUGAUGAGUGGAAGGACAUGACACAAUCAGGCUCUAAUACGCACUGCACUCAUCUCGUUCUUAACCUGCCUGCAACUGAUGACAUUCUGGAGGUAAUCCAGCACGUGUCCGAGUCUGAUCCCAAGACUGCCCCGGUGGUUGUCAUCAUCUCGGAUUUGUAUCAAAAGCGUCAGAUAAGUUCAAGGGUCAAAGAUUUGGCUACAUCCGGAAAGAAGGUUUUCAUUGUGCCAAAGCCUGUGAAACCUUCUGCUUUCUCGACAAUCUUUGAUCCCGAGAGCAAGCGCGAGUUGAGCAAGGAUCGCAACCAGGAUAUGGCUCGUGAGAUCAGUAACGACUUCAAGUCCGUCUCCAAGAUGGUCAAGGAACAGCUGGGGAACAAGGGAUAUCGUAUCUUACUUGUGGAAGAUGACGAGACAAAUCGUGAUGUCAUGUUGAAGUACCUUGACAAGAUUAAGCUGAUGUCAGAGACUGCAUCCAAUGGCCAGGAGGCCAUCGAUAUGGUCUUUACCAAAGAACCGGGCUACUUCUCGCUCAUUAUUUGUGAUAUCCAAAUGCCGAUCAAGAACGGAUACGACACUUGUCGAGAUAUCCGUGCCUGGGAACAGAAGAACCAUUAUCCUCAGAUUCCGAUCAUGGCUCUGUCAGCCAAUGCGAUGAAAGAACAGAUCGAGAAUGCCGCACGGGCUGGCUUCAAUGACUAUGUCACCAAGCCCAUCAGACACAACGAAUUGGGCAAAAUGAUGAUGGGGCUUCUGAACAGUCAUCAGCCCCUUCUACUUCUUCGAGAUCGUUUGCAGCCCGGCAACCCGCAAACCACCAUUCGCCGGUAG